AUGCCAGUCCGAGUCGUGGCCAGGAUACGACCGCUCCUCGAGAAGGAGCUGGACCGGGACGUCAUUGUUCGUGCAGACAGCAACGACGACGGCCGACAACCCAGCAUUGUCAAGAUCCCGAACCCCAAGAACGAGGCCGAGGAGUUCUCGUUCGCCUUCAACAGCGUCUACGACCAACCGACCACGCAGGAAGAGCUCUUCAAUGCUGAAGGCAUGCCUCCCAAUUCACACACUUCUUGA
Molecule: messenger RNA, 240 nt
Organism: Thyridium curvatum
Lineage: Eukaryota; Fungi; Ascomycota; Sordariomycetes; Thyridiales; Thyridiaceae
Exons: 1
Coding region: 1-240 (79 amino acids)
Biological process (GO): microtubule-based movement
Molecular function (GO): microtubule binding; microtubule motor activity; ATP binding
Source: RefSeq, a predicted model, not a curated record